CGCCGACAUUUGUGUUUGACAUUUUGUACAUUUUUCACUCCUCCAAAUCAGUGUUGAGUUUAAUUUUAUUUGUAAAAAUACUUUAAAAUAUAUUUGUUUCAUUAAAAAUGGAAUUAUUAUACAGUGUUAAGAAGAAAAAAGUAACUAUAAGCAAUUGGUCAGUUCCAAACAUUCCCACUACAUGUAAAGUAUCGAGUAAAAAUAUUGUGGCAUUCGCCACUGCCAACCAAAUCACUGAAACUCUCACCGCCUCUGCCGAAUCUUGGGGUUCUCAUGUGUAUGUCUGUGAUAUUAUAGCCCCGUGGCAUGUAUUUAAAGUGUGUUCCAAUAAAUAUCCAAUCACUGUUCUAGAAUGGAGCAUCAGUGGUAACUAUUUACUUACCGGCGAUACUGGAGGCUAUGUUAAAUUGUGGCAACAAAAAGCACAACUCAUCAACGAUUGGAUACCUGUUUAUUCGGUACAUUUUGAAGGUGAAGAAGUUAUUAAUUGCAAAUUCUUUCACAAUGGCAGGAAAUUAGUGUUUCCUUCUGAAAAGAGAGAUGUUGCCAUGUAUUUGGAUAAAUUUGUGCGAAUUAAGUAUCCUCCAUCUGUUCGACAGUUUGGUGGUGUCGGAGCAGAAGGUUGUUUAGUUGUAACCUCCUCUGGGUUAUUGGGAGCAUUUCUAAUACCUCAGUUGAAAAAUACAAACUGCAAUAGCAACGGAGAAGGCCCACCAGUUGUCCCGCCAACUGUCGAACUCAGCUCAGUGACUCAUAGUCUCGGACUUACCCGAAACUUUAUUACCACUGUCACAGUGGCUCAUGGAAAAACAAGCAAUCCCUCGAGUGGACACUUUAGAAUCGCCAUCGCCAGUGGCGAGCAAAAUAGAAUGAUGAUUCAAUGUUUCCGCAUAAUGAUUCAGUUAACCGAUGGCAAACCAAUCAUAACAAGUCAAUCUUUGCCAAGUUUUUUCCUCUACGAAGGCGCUGGUCGCGAUAUUGCUGAUUUGAAGAUAUCUCAGCUGCGCUGGGAGACCGAAGACGAGGCCGAAUCAGUUAUUGUUGUAGCAAAUAACUACGAGAGUAGUUUUGUAGAACAAUGGACGUUGGUGCAGAAAAUCACUCCAAUACAUAAAUUUCUGCAAAUAAACAAGACAGAAGUAUUUCAGAAUACUUCAUGGAAGAAUGUAGCUAGUAUGCAGUAUCCUAAUCUUGUGGUAGAUAUAUGCGUAUCGAAGGUGGUCUUUGAUAAUCCAUUUGUAUUUCUGAUGAUGAGCGAUAAUUCAAUUCAAGUUUUGGGUAGAGGUUUUAAGAAAUUUACUUCAUCAUUGCCGGUGAAUAAGUUAAUCGAGACGGAUAUCUCGUGUAGACAGCCAAGGACUGAAAUUAAAUUGGCUGCAUUGGAUGUAACAUUUAUGGGACAUUUGUUGGUAUGCUUUGAUAAUUGCGGACAAAUGUAUGUGUUGAAAGUACCACAGGCAUAUCAUGAACAGUGCACUAAUCAAAUGGCACUGGUGGCGCAUAAGGUUUGUCUUCUGGAGUACAGCAUAAUGACAGGUUUCGAUGCAACUGAUAUGUUUAUGUUAUUCCGUUCGAACAUCCUUGAUGCUGUGAUUGAGAAACUUUCGGAGAAUUUUACACGUCAACCUUCGUAUGUUCAACAGUUCUACUAUGUAAGCUUCCUUACGCUAAAAACGAACUUAUGCCGCAUGCAAGUAUCCGGACAAUCGCGAGCAAACGAUCUAAAUAGUCUACUUAUGUUACAUUCGGUUCUGAUUGCAUUUAAAAGUCUACUACGACCAUCUGAUCUAACCAGCCAUGACAAAGGUCCAGCAGAAAAUCUUGCAAUGGUCCUGUCUGAAUCUGUUCCCGACGUUGAUAAGGUUUUAUUGCAUUUGGACCCAAAGGAUUUCACAGUUGAACCACCAACAUUGCAAAGUUUACAACAACUUAUUCAAUGGGUAGCUGACUUGGCUCUAAAUAUUUUGGCCAAACUUCCACAAAAUAUUGUCCAACAUAAUAAAAAUAAUGGCUAUGACAUCAGUAAAGAUAUUGUUGCACUAAAUAGCAUUCGUGAACUACUUGUAAUGAUUCGAAUAUGGGGUCUUUUAAAUACACAUUGCUUACCAAUGUUUUUGAAAUCAAUUGAAAAUCUUGACAUACUCGCUACAUUGUUUCGUUUACUCACACGACUGGCAUUGAAUCCAUCGGAACCGGAUGAAGUACUUCUGGACGAAUGUUGUGUUUUACCUACACAAGUUUUGAUACCCCAACUACAGACAACUACCUCAAAUGUAUCUCUGAAUUCACCGUUGAUAUUUUACAAGCCACCACCGCUGUUUUUCCAGUACAAUGUUGAAUUGGAUUAUAUAAAAAUUUUCAAUGAACAACCACAAAUUGAAGGUUUUCUAUGCAAUGAUGGAGUAUUAGAUAGUGUAAGAAAUAUACAGCUGGGCAAGAAGCCGGUAGCAGUACGUCAAUGUCUUCGAUGUGGAGCUUAUAAUAGUUAUAAUAGUGUUGCCAAAACUGCAGCAAUGAAGGCAUGGGAACAACGAUGGAAUCGAUGUCGAUGUGGAGGCUAUUGGAAGCUUACGAUGCCUUAUGCUUGUAAACAGCGGACUGAAACGCCAAGAUUUUAAAUAAAAUAUGUAUGUAGAUUGUAAGAAUAUUACAUUUUCAUGUAAACUAUUAAUUUGACAAGAAGUAAAUAUAGAU
Messenger RNA from Episyrphus balteatus (marmalade hoverfly), 2694 nucleotides. RefSeq names its product mediator of RNA polymerase II transcription subunit 16 (gene MED16). Gene Ontology annotation, molecular function: protein binding. Gene Ontology annotation, cellular component: mediator complex. NCBI's taxonomy places the organism in Eukaryota, Metazoa, Arthropoda, Insecta, Diptera, Syrphidae. The record is from RefSeq and is a predicted model, not a curated record. Bases 108 to 2618 code for a protein of 836 amino acids. Gene Ontology annotation, biological process: positive regulation of DNA-templated transcription. The transcript has 2 exons.